AUGGUGUGGUUACAGGUUUGGAUGAUGAGCCAUACGAACGGACCAGAGUUGAUGGAUAGUCAGGACGAUGACGAGAAGGCAGGCUAUGAGUGCACACUCACACAGAAAGAGAGUCAGUUCAGUCAACUUCUAAACUAUCGAAGUAUCGAAGAAGAUGAAUUAGAUCAGAAGAAGUACGCAACUUUACAUCCAAUGGAUCGUGGCCUCAACCAAAUCGGCAAGUUACUAUCGUAUUCAGACAUCAAUGGCUUUUUUCUUUUCAUUUUUUAUUUGCCAUUUUUGUUUGUUUUUUCAGUUCUUUACACGGAAUUCUUUGGAUUCGGUCGUAAUCCAGACUUUGUGGAUUUUUGUGAUUUUCACGAACUGGCAUCCGGCGAGAGUGUGCGUCUUUUGAGUAGUGUGAGUACGAAACAUUGCUAUAUUCAACGGGUAUCCACAAGCAGUUAUUUGUUCAACGUUCAUUUGAAGGUUUUCAUGGGUAAACGACGUUCAAACGCCUCAGUGAGUGUUGCAAUAAAGGUGAUUGCGAAGAGAGGAUUAUCAUUAUCAAGGGAUCACAGCUCAGAGUCUGGCUUUGGUUCAUCAACCGAACUGAUUCGACGUGAAGUGGACAUCAUGCUUAGCAUUAAACAUGCAAAUUGUGUGCAAUUGGAGUAUGUAUGUGAAUCAUCGAAAAUGGCUUACAUUGUGAUGGAAUAUAUCGAAGGCGGCGAGUUAUUCUCACGUAUUGUUGAUGAGAGGAAUAUGGGCAAAGGACUUGGUGAAGGGCUGACGAAGUUUUAUGCGUGGCAAAUGCUCAACGCGUUGCAGGUUUUUGAUUAUUUUGAUCUCAUUCAUAUUAUCAGUAGUGCUGUUGUUGUCUUCAUCGAUAUUGCAUCAUCAGUAUCAUUGAGAUACAACUAUUGCAUUGAGUUACCAUUUUCUUCAAUUGCUGUGGUCUUAAUUCGAAUCCGAACGAGUACUCUGUUUCAGUUCCUUCAUAAAACAAAGAUCGUUCAUCGUGACAUCAAACCCGAAAAUGUUUUACUGCUUAAAAAGGAUGUAUAUACCGUUCUGAAAUUGUCAGAUUUCGGUUUGAGUAGAGCUUAUGAUAACACAAUGCAAACAUUCUGUGGUACUCAGUGUUAUAUGGCACCUGAGCUGUGGAAAGCGGAGCCGAGAUAUCGAGCUGAAGUUGAUAUGUGGGCAUUGGGUGCAGUUCUGUUCACGUGCAUUUGCGGUUAUCCACCGUUUUCGAAUGAGUACACUGAUAUGCCGCUGAAGCAGCAAAUUGCGAAGGGUCGUUUGAUUUAUUAUAGUGUUUGGAGGGAAAUAUCGAAGAAAGCGCAACGCUUAAUUCGUAAGAUGUUACGAGUGGACGUAUAUCAGAGAAUAACGGCACCUGAGGCGAUCCGUGACGAAUGGUUCGAUGAUCCAAUCGUCGAGAAAGCGAAAAACUUGGUUCAGGCUUAUUCGAAAAUGCAUGCAAUACCGUUGGAUAAUUUGGGUGUCGCUCAGUAA
Anisakis simplex (herring worm) is the source of this 1500-nucleotide messenger RNA. NCBI's taxonomy places the organism in Eukaryota, Metazoa, Nematoda, Chromadorea, Rhabditida, Anisakidae. The record is from the annotation of a GenBank genome assembly.